CCCGGCCGUAACUGGCACCGGGACCGCCUUCGUGGAGCGAAGCUCAGACAUCUCUUGUUUUAACCGGGCGGAAAUUCCAGAGAGCGGAGCCCCGGGUGGUGUCUCACCGGACCCCGGCGGCUGAGGGGAUGGAUCGCAGGCGGGGGGAGGCUUCGGGCUCGGCUCCCUCUGGCCCUGGGCCUGGGCUCGGGCUCGGACCGACCGGCAGCUGCCCCCAGCCGGAGCUGGACGACGCCGAGCUGGCGCUGGCGGGGAUUAACAUGCUGCUCAACAACGGCUUCAGGGAAUCGGACCAGCUCUUCAAAAAAUACCGGAACAACAGUCCUCUGAUGAGCUUUGGAGCAAGCUUUGUUAGUUUCUUGAACGCUAUGAUGACCUUUGAAGAUGAAAAAAUGCAGCUGGCUUGUGAUGAUUUAAAAAACACUGAGAAGCUGUGUGAAAGUAGUGAAGCAGGUGUAAUUGAAACAAUCAGGAAUAAAAUUAAAAAGAAUAUUGAUAUGCAGAGGCCCAGUGCAUUGGAUGUUGACAGACUCCAAAGACAAAUCAUCAUUGCAGACUGCCAGGUCUAUCUUGCUGUACUUUCCUUUGUAAAGCAGGAGCUUUCUGCGUAUAUUAAAGGUGGAUGGAUCCUUCGAAAAGCAUGGAAAAUUUACAAUAAGUGUUAUGCAGAAAUUGAUGCACUACAGAUGAUGCAUAAAAAAAGAUCUCAGGAAUCUCUGACGUCUGAUCGGGCUAAUGAUAACCAUAUUCCUGCUGUAUCUCUACAAGAAGAAGCAUUAAGUAGACUGAAAGGUGCUGUCAGCUUUGGCUAUGGGCUUUUCCAUCUUUGUAUAUCAAUGGUACCUCCUAACCUGCUGAAAAUCAUCAACUUACUGGGGUUUCCUGGAGACCGUCUGCAGGGAUUAUCUUCCCUAAUGUAUGCAAGUGAAAGUAAGGACAUGAAGGCUCCAUUAGCUACGUUAGCCUUGCUAUGGUACCACACAGUGGUGCGUCCUUUCUUUGCUUUGGACGGCAUGGAUGCACAAGCUGGGUUGAGGGAGGCAAAAGAAAUUCUACAGACGAAGGAAGCUAUUUAUCCAGACUCUUCAUUGUUUCUGUUUUUCAAGGGGAGAAUUCAACGAUUGGAGUGUAAAAUCAAUAGUGCCUUGACAUCAUUCCAAACCGCAUUAGAACUAGCUAUAGAUCAACGAGAAAUCCAACAUGUAUGCUUAUAUGAGAUAGGUUGGUGUAGUAUGAUAGAAAUGAAUUUCAAGGAUGCAUACAAGUCUUUUGCAAGGCUUAAAAAUGAAUCCAGGUGGUCUCAGUGUUAUUAUGCAUACUUGACUGCAGCAUGCCAGGGAGCAACAGGUGAAACUGACAAGGCACAAGAAGUAUUCAUUGAAGUCCAGAAGUUAUUCAGAAGGAAGAAUAAUCAAAUUGAGCAAUUUUCCUCCCGAAAGGCUGAAAGAUUCCAGAAGGAGAAGCCCACCAAAGAAUUAUGUAUCCUCGCUGUCAUUGAAGUGCUUUAUUUGUGGAAAGCACUUGCCAAUUGUUCCCCUUCAAAUCUGCAGCAAAUGAAUCAAGCUUGUCAAGAAAUGCAUGAGCCAUUAACAAUUGGGUUAAAACACCUUCUCCUGGGUGCAAUACACAAAAGUCUAGGAAAUUCAGAUGGUGCUAUUCAGUUCUUCCACCUAGCUAUAAAGGAUGAGUUGAGUCGUCAGAACAAUGCAUAUAUACAGCCAUAUGCUUGUUAUGAACUUGGAUGUCAGUUAUUAGAAAAUCCAGAAACUUUGGAUAAAGGCAGAACUUUACUGUACCAAGCCAAGGAAGAGUUUGCUGGUUAUGAUUUUGAAAACCGUCUUCAUGUGCGUAUUCAUACUGCGUUAGCAUCAUUGAAAGAAGUUGUUCCACAGUGAUCUUUGCCAAAUAGAAGUCCUCUCCAGUGCACAUGUGAUUGAACUUAAUUAGUUCCUGCACUUUAUGCUGUAACUACACAGCAAAGGAAAUAAUGGCUGGCCUGAGCUCAUAAAGGCUGCCUUAAACCUAAGCAUGUAGAAUAUCUUUGGACGCAUAGGGGCAGUUUCACUGAUAAAUGAGAUGCAUUGAAGCUGUUGCUUCUUUAUUAUAGGUAGUUAAACAGGAGAAGGCUUAGGGAUUCCAAGGAUUAUCAAGUGGCCUUGCUUUUCUUCCCCCACUUUUACUGUACUUCAAAUUGGACCUAAUUGUAAUAUCAGUGCAGUCUAUCAAAGCACAGAGCCCAUUUACAUCACUUAGGCAGAUUCUCAAUGUGCUUUGGUUAAGGUAGCAGAAGGUCAGGAAGGAAAAAGUGUUCAUGGCUUUUGCCUGUUAAUAGCCAUAUUUUUGUUGCACUAAUUAUAUUUUUAAUUUGCCUAGAUUUAACACCAUCAUUAUUUUCAGAUAUGUAAAAUAUUGUUAGCACUUUUUAAAUUCUCUUUUAUAUCAGACCCCGCAGAACACCAGCAGCAAAGGACUUGAGUUCAUUUCUGCUCAGGGUCAUUUGUUAAUUAUGAAUGAAAGGUGCAGUAUCUACAAGGUCUUUUUAGUUAAAACCUUAUUCAAACCUAUGAUGCCACUAUACUAAGAUGUUCUUUGAGAUCUUCUGGUAUACUUUAAAAAAAUACCUCAGUUGUAGAUCAGAUGCAAAAGAAACAAAAUAAAUUGUGAAAAUUCAUACAUUUUUAAAGGAAAUCUCUGGGGAACAAGAUAAUGGGCAAAUCAAAUGUCUUGUAGAUCUCAGUGUCUCUUUAUCUACUUUGUGAUUUUUUUUCAUAUGACUAUAUUUGUAUCUGCUCUUAACAGGGUAAAUAAGAUUUCAUUCCAUUAGAUGAUGCCUAUGCUAAAUUAUCAAUGGACCAUUAUCUGAGAGGUGAGAACCAUUGAAUAAGAACUUAUCACCUGGAUGCAGAUGUCACCAUGUUUGGUGUUAAAAGUUUAUUUUUUAAAAAAAAUUCUGAGGCAUGAUCUAAUAGUAAUAAAAUCACAAAUAAUAUUGUUCCUAAAUUCUAUAUAACCUUGUGUGGCUUGUCCAACAGCCAUGAAUGUUUAUUGCACCAGUUUUCCCCAUUUCCUGAAGCUGUUGACUCUUUGCUGCGUUGUGAUUCAAUAGGCGCUGGUUGCCGUCUGAUACCUUGUCCAACUGGCCAGUUGACUUGGCACAGACUUGAGGUCUUUCUGUGUGACUGAGUAGCUCACCUGUGCUGUUGCUGGUUAUGUUGGAUUAUUUAUUUAUUUCUGACUUUUCAGGUUGUUGCUCAGCAAAUAAUUUUACUCGUGAAUUAGAGCCUUGUCCUGUGUUUCUAAACUUAAAAUUCUGGGAUUUAAAUCCCCUUACUUAGAUGGUAGUAUAAUUCUAUAAUGUGGUCAUUUCUGUUUUAUUUUAACAGUAGAAUUAAAUAACUGAGUUGUCUGACAUUGAGUAAUGUGAUAAACUAAAUGUGAAUCUUCUAACUUAAUUCAGACUGGAGAAUGUUAUCAACAGUUUUGCUCUGGUACACACAUUACUCAGGGGACAGGAAGUUUUAAAAUUACAAAAAUGUUAAUGAACUGAGGUAAGUUACUCAAGGAAUUAAUGUGUCCCUGGUUGUAGUAACAGUAUUUCAUAAACAGAGAAACAAUUUGUUCACCUUGCAAUUGACAAGUGACAUGAUUCCAGAAGGACUUAUAAAGUUCUGCCUCCCCGUCACUCACUGUUACUGUGAUACUGUUUAAGAGUGGGACUGAGAACUGGGUUUUUUCAUUGUGUACAAGUGGAAAUGUUGACUGACUGGAUGGUGAGGAAAACUCACUGUAUUUUUCACUGUCUGUAGACUACUGUUACUCUGCUGUAUUAAAAAAAAGACUUCUGUCCA
Hemiscyllium ocellatum (epaulette shark) is the source of this 3848-nucleotide messenger RNA. It is a transcript of the gene ttc39c, whose product is annotated as tetratricopeptide repeat domain 39C. Gene Ontology annotation, molecular function: protein binding. The transcript has 14 exons. Gene Ontology annotation, biological process: otolith morphogenesis; cilium assembly. Bases 129 to 1895 code for a protein of 588 amino acids. The record is from RefSeq and is a predicted model, not a curated record. NCBI's taxonomy places the organism in Eukaryota, Metazoa, Chordata, Chondrichthyes, Orectolobiformes, Hemiscylliidae.